Penaeus chinensis is the source of this 1305-nucleotide messenger RNA. RefSeq names its product ataxin-2 homolog. Lineage: Eukaryota; Metazoa; Arthropoda; Malacostraca; Decapoda; Penaeidae. Bases 168 to 941 code for a protein of 257 amino acids. The record is from RefSeq and is a predicted model, not a curated record. The transcript has 3 exons.
UCGCCCGGCUCCUCGGUCGCCAGUCUUGAGAGAUACCGAGUUCAAGGAGCAAGAAACUCAGAGAGACAAAAAAAAGAAGAGAAAGAAAAAGUCGUUACAAGCAAAGACAUUGCCGCAAGUUACACGGUUUUCAAUCGGUGCAGAAAAACGACAACAAAGCGACGACAAUGAUGAAGGUUGUGGUUGUGUCCCUCAUUGCUCUUGUGGCUUCUUCGGUCGCUGCCCCUCAUGGCUUCGUCCUUCAGAGACAAGACAACACAGGGGCACCCUUCACGUGGCUCUCGGCCCUGAAGGAUGCGCACGCCAGGGGAAGCUAUCUGGCACCUCCUGUCGACAUCCCAAGGGCCAAUGUUUUCGUAGGACCUCAUCGUGGAUUCACACUCUCCAGCAACAAACCCCUCUCCCAAUGGCUCCACGGCGUAGUUGAGUCCGCUGUGGCACGACACAACUCUCUGCACAAAUCCCUCGCGUUCACCCCUGCUGUCAACCGCUACUAUGGCUCCUUUGUCGUCCCUUCUCGUGGAUUCCCCCAAAUCCCUGUAGUUCCCCCGACCAUUCCUAUCACUAGGACUCACUCUAACCCAUCUGUCACCACGACCAGCUCCGUCCCCACUACCUCUUCGCCCUCGACGACCACCACCACGACCCCUUCCGUCCCCACGACCACCUCUCGCUCGACGACCACCACCACGCCCGCCCUCCCCUCGACGACCACCCUCCUUCCCCGUAGCCUCGAAGGGGACACCGACGUGAACUACGUGGGCCCCGUCCCCCGAGACAACCCCGAGGCAGAGGUCUUCGACGAGGAGCUGGUGAGGGAAGACGCCCGCAGGAACUUCGCCGAUGUGUCCGAGGAGUUUGGCGAAGUUCAGCCUGAGUCGUCGGAGGUCGCUAGGUCUCAGCCUGUGGAUUCUGAACGCACAGACGCGCCCUUUUUGUAAACUAUCGGAAUAAUACGUACUAUUACGGUCUUAUAACCAAAGCUUGCCAUAAAGUUCGUAGUUACCCUGUAUAGUGGCACUAACGAUCGACCUUGGCACAGUGCCAUACAUACAUCUUGAGGAAAUAUAUUCCCGUGCCUUGUGCCCCUUGGCUUUACCCACACAUAACGAAGCAGCUCAUUAUUUAUUAAUUUCUGUGUCUACAAAGCCUUAAGAGGUGACGUAACAUUGCAAGCGCACACUUGCAUUGUUAUGUAAGUAUUGGGGGAUAUAUUUCUUGAUAUCCUUUCCUAGGAUUAAGUGCUUGUAAGUUAAUUAUAUUGUUUGUUAUCUUUUUUAAUAAAAACAUUAAUUCCAAAAUGAA